Molecule: messenger RNA, 7138 nt
Organism: Gorilla gorilla gorilla (western lowland gorilla)
Lineage: Eukaryota; Metazoa; Chordata; Mammalia; Primates; Hominidae
Gene: ZGRF1
Product: zinc finger GRF-type containing 1
Exons: 26
Coding region: 820-7023 (2067 amino acids)
Biological process (GO): double-strand break repair
Cellular component (GO): site of double-strand break; nucleus
Molecular function (GO): helicase activity; zinc ion binding
Source: RefSeq, a predicted model, not a curated record
AUAGAUAACUAGGCCAAGGAACUGAUGGGUGUGCAGGACGGGGGGGCGGGGUAAGAAGGACGAUAGAUGAUAGAGUGGACGGCAAGAAAAAGGACGGAGAGUUAAUUAGACUUCGCCCAAGCUGUGCGACCCUAUAGGCCGCUUGUAACUUACUCCGUUCGACUCCCAAAAUACAGGGUCAAGUACUGCGGCCUUCGGACCUUUCCGUCUCCGGAUCCUGAUAGUCUUGGCUACUUUUGCGUCAUAGGAUGAGCGACAACGUUUUCCGGUCCCAAUUGAGAAAGACGGGCCCGGAGGCAGUGCGCGCGCCACGUACGUCACAGGCGAGGUGGUUCCAGGAGGGCUGGGCAUCGGAGAGCGCGGCCGGCUGAGAGACUCGAAGCCAAGGAAGAAUUUGAUUGGCGAUUUGAAAGCGGCGGUUUUUGGCUUAGGCGGAGGUGGGCGGGCCAAGUUUUGGGUCCUCAUCUGGUGAGGUCCCGCGUUAAUGACGUCAUAUUGUUUCGCGGGAGAAAUUCGAAAGUGGAUUUUGUGCAAUUUGACAGGUGAGGUGAAGUGUUUCUCGGGAUUUCCUAGGAAUGACUUGAGCGAUUUGGGGCGAAGGGACGAAAGACUCUGCUCCUUAAGAAGAGAACCGGGAAGGAUGCUGUUUGGAACCAGGAUUGGGGUGGUCGCAGUCACAGCUACUCGGACUGCUUGUAAUAAUUGGUGCCUCUUCACCGUUUUUCCCAGGCCUUGCUUUGCAAUUUCGAGUAGGUGGUAUAAAUAGUUGAAUAUUUCCUAUUUUCUGGACCCAGCUGGUUUAUAACUUCAGAAGAAAUAAUGGAAAGCCAAGAAUUUAUUGUUCUAUAUACUCAUCAAAAGAUGAAGAAGUCAAAAGUGUGGCAAGAUGGAAUUCUGAAGAUCACUCACAUAGGAAACAAAGUGAAACCUGGAGAUGACUUAGAAAGUGAUCGAUACUUAAUCACAGUUGAAGAGGUUAAAGUUGCUGGAGCCAUAGGUAUUGUUAAGCAGAAUGUCAAUAAAGAAGCACCAGAGUUAAAUUCAAGGACAUUUAUAUCCUCUGGCCGAUCUCUUGGAUGUCAGCCCUCUGGCUUAAAAAGGAAGUUUACUGGUUUUCGAGGACCACGUCAGGUUCCAAAGAAAAUGGUUAUUAUGGAAAGUGGUGAAUCAGCUGCAUCACAUGAGGCUAAGAAAACUGGCCCUACUAUUUUUUCUCCAUUCUACAGCAUGCCUCCUUUGUUUCCUACUGUUGGCAAGAAAGAUGUAAAUAAUAUACUGGCAGACCCUGAGAACAUUGUGACUUACAAGAACAGGGAGAGAAAUGCCAUGGAUUUUUCUUCAGUUUUUUCUCCAUCCUUCCAGAUUAACCCAGAAGUGCUGUGUGAAGAAAAUUAUUUUUGCUCUCCUGUCAAUUCUGGAAAUAAGCUUUCAGACUCUUUACUGACCAAUGAGCCUGUGAAAAGAGAUAGUUUGGCAUCUCACUAUUCAGGAGUUUCACAAAACAUCCGAAGCAAAGCACAGAUAUUAGCUCUUCUGAAGUCCGAAUCAUCUAGUUCAUGUGAGGAACUAAAUUCUGAGAUGACAGAGCAUUUUCCUCAAAAACAACCACAAGGAAGUUUAAAAAUUGCUACUAAACCAAAGUACCUAAUUCAACAGGAAGAGUGUGCUGAGAUGAAGAGCACAGAAAAUUUAUAUUACCAGCAUCAAUCAGAAAAUACCAUGAGAAAUAAAAGCCGGUGGGCCAUGUAUUUAUCCUCACAGAGUUCACCUAUACAUUCUUCUACUGUAGAUGGGAAUGAUACAGAAAGGAAACCCAAGGCCCAGGAAAAUAAUGUAAAUUCUAAUUUGAAAGACCUUUCAUUACAAAAAAAUAUACAGUUCGUUGAAACAUGUGCUGAAGAGAGGAAAAAGUAUAAUGUAGACCAGUCAGUCGGUAAUAAUGAUCCAUCCUGGAAUCAGGAAGUAAAAUUAGAAAUUCCUUCAUUCAAUGAAAGCAGUAGCUUACAGGUUACUUGUAGCAGUGCAGAAAAUGAUGGUAUAUUAUCAGAAUCUGAUAUUCAAGAAGAUAAUAAAAUACCUUUUAAUCAAAAUGACAAGGGGUGCAUUAAAGGAUCAGUUCUCAUUAAAGAAAAUGCUCAGGAGGUAAAUACAUGUGGAACACUGGAAAAGGAGUAUGAACAAUCAGAGUCAUCUCUGCCAGAACUGAAACAUCUCCAAAUUGAAUCUAGUAAUAAUUCUAGGAUCUCUGAUGACAUUACAGACAUGAUUUCUGAAAGUAAAAUGGAUAAUGAAAGUCUUAAUAGUAUUCAUGAAUCUCUGAGUAAUGUAACACAACCAUUUUUGGAGGUAACUUUUAAUCUGAACAAUUUUGAGACCAGUGACACUGAGGAGGAAUCACAGGAAAGCAACAAAAUUUCCCAGGAUUCAGAGAGUUGGGUAAAGGACAUUUUGGUUAAUGAUGGCAAUUCAUGUUUUCAAAAGAGGUCUGAGAAUACAAACUGUGAAGAGACUGAGGGUGAACAUUUGCCAUUCUUAACAUCUGUUAGUGACAAACCUACAGUGAUAUUUCCUGUUAAAGAGACUCUGCCAUCACAGUUUUGUGAUAAAACUUAUGUGGGUUUUGACAUGGGAAUAUGUAAAACUGAAAACACAGGAAAAGAAAUAGAGGAGUAUAGUGACACAUUAAGCAAUUUUGAAUCUUUCAAGUGGACUGAUGCUGUAUACGGAGAUAAUAAAGAAGAUGCUAAUAAACCUAUUCAAGAAGUCAGGAUUAACUAUGAUUUUGCUUUACCCCCGAAUAAAUCUAAAGGUAUAAACAUGAAUUUACAUAUUCCUCAUAUUCAAAACCAGAUUGCUGAAAACAGUAAUCUAUUUUCAGAAGAUGCUCAACCUCAGCCUUUUAUUUUGGGAAGUGACUUAGACAAAAAUGAUGAACCUGUUUUACCCUCAACUUCUAGUAGUGACAACAGUGUCCAACUAUUAAAUACCAAUCAGAAUCACUAUGAAUGUAUUACACUUGAUAAAUCAAAUACCCAUAUUUCCAAUUCUUUGUUUUACCCACUGGGAAAAAAGCAUCUUAUUUCCAAAGACACAGAAGCACAUAUAUCUGAACCUGAAGAUUUGGGAAAGAUUAGAAGUCCACCCCCUGACCAUGCUGAGGUUGAAACUGCCAGAGAAGGCAAACAAUACUGGAAUCCUAGAAAUUCUUCAGAACUUUCUGGAUUAGUAAAUACCAUUUCUAUUUUAAAGUCGCUAUCUGAACACAGUACUGCUUUAGACAGCUUGGAAAUACUGAAAAAGAAAAAUACUGUCUUUCAGCAAGGAACUCAACAGACGUGUGAGCCAGAUAGCAGUCCUGAAGUGAGGAAACCAUUUAUUACAGUAGUUUCACCAAAGUCUCCUCAUCUGCACAAGGAGUCUCAACAGUUCUCUUCCUCGGGAAGUAAAGAAGAGACUGCUUUUCAAGCUGUUAUUCCUAAACAAAUAGAGAGAAAAACCUGUGACCCUAAGCCUGUUGAGUUUCAAGGACAUCAAGUAAAAGGAUCAGCUACUAGUGGUGUAAUGGUCAGAGGACACAGCUCACAGCUAGGAUGCAGUCAGUUUCCAGAUAGCACUGAGUAUGAAAACUUUAUGACAGAGACACCAGAGUUACCUAGCACGUGUAUGCAGAUUGACUUCUUGCAGGUGACAUCACCAGAAGAAAACAUCUCUACACUGAGCCCUGUUUCUACCUUUUCUUUGAACUCAAGAGAUGAAGACUUCAUGGUAGAAUUCUCUGAGACGUCCCUGAAAGCAAGAACUUUACCUGAUGAUCUUCAUUUUCUCAACUUGGAGGGGAUGAAAAAAUCCCGUUCUCUGGAGAAUGAGAACCUUCAAAGGCUUUCAUUAUUAAGUAGAACCCAGGUUCCACUUAUUACUUUGCCACGUACUGAUGGACCACCUGACUUAGACUCUCAUUCGUAUAUGAUCAACUCUAACACAUACGAGUCUUCUGGCUCCCCCAUGCUCAACUUGUGUGAAAAGUCAGCAGUUCUUUCGUUUAGCAUUGAGCCUGAGGACCAAAAUGAAACCUUUUUCUCUGAAGAAUCUAGGGAAGUGACUCCAGGGGAUGUUUCACUUAAUAAUAUAUCUACUCAGAGCAAGUGGCUGAAAUAUCAAAACACAUCCCAAUGCAACGUGGCUACUCCAGACAGAGUUGAUAAGAGAAUAACUGAUGGCUUCUUUGCUGAGGCUGUUUCUGGGAUGCAUUUUAGAGACACAAGUGAAAGACAGAGUGAUGCUGUCAAUGAAAGCUCUUUAGACUCUGUGCAUUUGCAAAUGAUAAAAGGCAUGCUCUAUCAACAGCGGCAGGAUUUUAGCAGUCAAGAUUUGGUUUCCAGAAAGAAAGUACUUUCUCUGAAUUUAAAGCAGACUUCUAAGACAGAGGAAAUUAAAAAUGUAUUAGGAGGGUCUACCUGCUACAACUACAGUGUAAAGGAUUUACAGGAGAUAAGUGGCUCUGAGCUGUGCUUUCCAAGUGGGCAGAAAAUAAAAUCUGCUUAUCUUCCCCAAAGGCAAAUUCACAUACCAGCUGUUUUUCAGUCUCCUGCUCAUUAUAAGCAGACUUUCACAUCUUGCCUCAUAGAACAUCUAAAUAUAUUGCUGUUUGGGUUAGCACAAAACCUGCAGAAAGCUCUUUCAAAAGUUGACAUAUCAUUUUAUACAUCAUUGAAGGGAGAGAAACUGAAAAACGCAGAAAAUAAUGUACCAUCCUGCCAUCAUAGUCAACCUGCAAAACUUGUCAUGGUUAAAAAGGAAGGUCCAAAUAAGGGUCGUCUCUUUUAUACAUGUGAUGGACCCAAAGCUGAUCGAUGUAAAUUCUUUAAAUGGCUUGAGGACGUGACUCCAGGAUAUUCAACACAGGAAGGAGCUCGACCUGGCAUGGUUUUAAGUGAUAUUAAGAGUAUUGGCUUGUAUUUAAGAAGUCAAAAGAUACCACUUUAUGAGGAAUGCCAGCUUUUGGUGAGAAAAGGAUUUGAUUUUCAGAGAAAACAGUAUGGCAAACUAAAGAAGUUUACUACUGUAAAUCCUGAGUUUUAUAAUGAACCAAAAACCAAACUUUAUCUUAAGCUAAGUCGGAAGGAAAGUUCUUCAGCUUAUAGCAAAAAUGAUCUUUGGGUGGUUUCAAAAACCCUAGACUUUGAGCUGGAUACUUUUAUUGCAUGUAGUGCUUUCUUUGGACCAUCAUCUAUUAAUGAGAUAGAAAUACUGCCUUUGAAAGGCUAUUUCCCUUCUAAUUGGCCCACUAACAUGGUUGUCCAUGCGUUAUUGGUUUGUAAUGCUAGCACAGAACUGACUACUUUGAAAAACAUUCAGGACUACUUUAAUCCAGCUACUCUACCUCUAACACAGUACCUGUUAACAACGUCUUCGCCAACUAUAGUUAGUAACAAAAGAGUCAGUAAGAGAAAAUUUAUCCCACCAGCCUUCACAAAUGUCAGUACAAAAUUUGAACUACUCAGCCUAGGAGCAACAUUGAAGUUAGCUAGUGAGUUGAUUCAGGUACACAAGUUAAACAAGGAUCAAGCUACAGCUCUAAUUCAAAUAGCUCAAAUGAUGGCAUCACAUGAAAGCAUUGAAGAAGUGAAGGAACUGCAAACUCAUACCCUCCCUAUCACAAUCAUACAUGGUGUGUUUGGAGCAGGAAAGAGUUAUUUGCUGGCAGUGGUGAUUUUGUUCUUUGUACAGCUGUUUGAAAAGAGUGAAGCUCCCACCAUUGGAAAUGCAAGGCCGUGGAAACUUCUGAUUUCUUCUUCUACUAAUGUGGCUGUUGACAGAGUACUUCUUGGGCUUCUCAGUCUUGGAUUUGAAAACUUUAUCAGAGUUGGGAGUGUUAGGAAGAUUGCCAAACCAAUUUUACCUUAUAGCUUGCAUGCUGGCUCAGAAAAUGAAAGUGAACAGUUAAAAGAACUACAUGCACUAAUGAAAGAAGACCUGACUCCUACGGAAAGAGUCUAUGUGAGAAAAAGCAUUGAGCAGCAUAAACUGGGGACCAAUAGAACCCUGCUGAAGCAGGUUCGAGUAGUUGGAGCUACCUGUGCAGCCUGCCCAUUCCCAUGCAUGAAUGAUCUUAAAUUUCCUGUAGUUGUGCUGGAUGAGUGUAGUCAGAUAAGUGAACCGGCCUCUCUCCUUCCCAUUGCAAGGUUUGAGUGUGAAAAGCUGAUUCUUGUUGGGGAUCCCAAACAGCUACCUCCUACUAUUCAGGGUUCUGAUGCAGCUCAUGAAAAUGGAUUGGAACAAACUCUUUUUGAUCGACUUUGCUUAAUGGGUCACAAGCCAAUUCUAUUGAGAACUCAAUACCGUUGUCAUCCUGCAAUCAGUGCUAUUGCUAAUGAUCUGUUUUACAAAGGAGCCCUCAUGAAUGGUGUAACAGAAAUAGAGAGGAGCCCUUUAUUGGAAUGGCUACCAACCCUGUGUUUUUAUAAUGUUAAAGGACUAGAACAGAUAGAAAGAGAUAACAGCUUUCAUAAUGUGGCAGAAGCUACGUUUACACUCAAGCUGAUUCAAUCACUGAUUGCAAGUGGAAUAGCAGGCUCUAUGAUUGGCGUGAUAACAUUAUACAAAUCCCAGAUGUACAAGCUUUGUCAUUUACUCAGUGCUGUGGACUUUCACCAUCCUGAUAUUAAAACUGUGCAGGUGUCCACAGUAGAUGCUUUUCAGGGAGCUGAAAAGGAGAUCAUUAUUCUGUCCUGUGUAAGGACAAGACAAGUAGGAUUCAUUGAUUCAGAAAAAAGAAUGAAUGUUGCAUUGACUAGAGGAAAGAGGCAUUUGUUGAUUGUGGGAAAUUUAGCCUGUUUGAGGAAAAAUCGACUUUGGGGACGAGUGAUCCAACACUGUGAAGGAAGGGAAGAUGGAUUGCAACAUGCAAACCAGUAUGAACCACAGCUGAACCAUCUCCUUAAAGAUUAUUUUGAAAAACAAGUGGAAGAAAAACAGAAGAAAAAGAGUGAAAAAGAGAAAUCUAAAGAUAAAUCUCAUUCAUAAAAAGACAUGGUGUAAAUAUUUUGUAUUUAUGUAAAUUCAGACUCAUUUUACAUGAUAUAUUUUUUAUAUUUUUAUUACUCUAAACCCUCUUAUUAAAAAUAUGAUAUUUAAAUAA